Messenger RNA from Peronospora matthiolae, 2328 nucleotides. Lineage: Eukaryota; Oomycota; Peronosporomycetes; Peronosporales; Peronosporaceae. The record is from the annotation of a GenBank genome assembly.
AUGUCGUCCACCAGCAACGCCUCCAUUGACAAGUUCAACGGAGACAAUUACGCAACGUGGAGCCGGUACAUGCGCGGUGUGUUUUUGACGAAGUCCGUCUGGCACGUCGUCAACCGUGAAGUGACUCCGACUUUCACCGACCCGCGAGCGUCCGAUGACUACGUCAAGGCAAGCAACGUCGCGUUUGGUAUGAUGCUGCUGCACAUGAACGCGGACUACCAUCAUGUGCUGGACAACUGCGAGGAAGCCUGGGUUGCGUGGACAAGUCUGAAGACGCUGUACGGUGGGUCGCAGAAGGCAGGACGCAUCUACCUCAAGCGACAACUUUUCAGUAUCAAGAUGGCUGAAGGCGCGAACGUCAUGCAUCACUGCAACGAGGUCCUCAACAUCUCCGCCAAGCUUAGCGGCAUCGGUGCGAAGAUGGAAGACGAAGACGUUGCAAUUUGUCUGCUACUCAGUCUUCCGAAGAGCUACGAAAAUGUGGUGCUCAACAUGGAAAUGAGCAGCACCGAGCUUCGCACUCAAGAUGUGGUGAGAGUCCUGACGAAUGAGCAUGCCAAGCGUCAAGGAGAAAAAGGGACAACAACAGCGACGAUGGUCAAGAGUGAAGAUGCAGCCAAGGCCUUCAACACUGAGCGGGAGCCAUACAAGUGCAUCUACUGUGGCAAGGUGGGACACACGGUGGAUCGUUGCUGGACAAAGCAGAAGAACGAAGGUCGGGGAGCCCGACGCGGCGGCAAUGGUCGUGGACGCGGGGCUAACAAUGUCCAUGGUGCAACGCACCACAUUUGCCACGACAAGACCAAGUUCGCAAAUUUGGCAGAGCGCAAUGAGGGCGAACUCUUGGUGGCUGAUGGCAACAAGGUGGCCAUCAAGGGUGUGGGAACCAUCAUGGAAAAGGUGGUUCUGCCCAACGGUGAAGAGCGUGAGAUCGAAAUCAAGAACGCUCUAUAUGUUCCAAGUAUGAGCAAGAACCUGCUCUCGGUGCCACAGAUUAACAGCCAUGGCAAGUUUCAAGUCGUGUUUGACGGGUCCAAGAUGUAUGUGACUCUCAAGAACUCACAGCAAGUGGUGGCGACAGCGGAUCUCGUGGAUGGACUCUACUGGCUUCGGACGACUCAACGAUCAGCGAAUGUGACAACAAGUGGAACCAGUUGUGCCGAUCUACAUGCGAGAAUGGGUCAUGCUCCAGUCGAUGUACUUCGCAAGAUGAUCGCGACCAACAUGAUCAAGGAUGUGCGAGUCCCUCUCAAGUCGGGUGGAGCAACUACAUGUCGAGGAUGUCAACAAGGGAAAAUGGUCCAAAAACCAUUUCCAAGCAACCGAGACAAGCGCAGCUACGAUACGUUUGAGCUACUUCAUCUGGACAUCUGCGGGCCCAUGGAAAAGGAUUCGCUCGGUGGCAGCAAAUAUUUGCUGCUGAUCAUCGACGAAGCCAGUGGAUGCAUGAAGGGCUUUUGUCUACGAGUGAAGUCCGAGAGUGAAGACUACAUCCGGAAAUAUAUCACCAUGGUACAGACGCAAUUCUGUAAGAAGGUCAAGUUCGUGCGACACGACGGAGCUCGCGAGUUUGCAACCAACUCGCUUCAACUGUUCUACGAAGACGAAGGCAUUGAACAGCAGACAACGGUGCCGUAUGCACAUCAAACAAACGGAACAGCAGAGCGUGCCAUUAGGACUAUUGUCACGAUCGGCCGCAGCAUGCUUCAUCAUGCCAAACUGGACAAGUGUUUCUGGGCCGAAGCAGCGAUGACGGCCAUCUACGUCAAGAAUCGACUGCCGUCACCUAAAGUCGUGCACAAGACCCCGUUUGAGAUCGUCUACAACUUGAAACCAAGCGUCAAGCACAUGCGAACAUUCGGGUGUCAGGCACACAUACUGACGCCUAAAGAGAAUCGACUCAAGUGGGAUCCAAAGGCUCGCGCUGGCAUAUUCGUGGGCUACGAAGAAGUUUCGAAGGCAUAUCGUGUUUAUGACAUCGAGGCGGGGCAGGUGGUUAUCAGCCGCGAUGUCAACUUCGACGAGUCCACCUUUGGACUUCAACUGCCGAUCACUGAUGAAGAUGUCGAUGACCUGGACUUCGAAUUGCUGGAUCUUGAUGACGAAGAGCUGCGUCAAAUGGAGUACAAGCAAACAGGCAAGCGCAAGAACCGACUCAAUGAUGAAGAUACAGCAGCUCCACGACCGCGUGCAGUGCGUCAACGACCAGGACUAGAAGAGUCAAGCGCGCCGGAAAACAACUCGUCACGCCAAGAAGAAGACGAAGAAACGAAGGAUUCUGGUGAUUCAACACCGCCUGUGUUUUGCGUGCGAGUGCAAAGCUGUUGA